AUGCCGAGCGAGGCGGAAUCGGAAGAGCGCGAGAGACUCAUGGCGCGCGACGUCGCGCGCGGGCGUCGCGGGAACGGCGCGAUGCGAGGGACGAAACGCGACGAAGGCGAUGGGUCGCGCUCGAGCGGGGAAUCGUCAACGAGCGGACGGGCGUCGCGCGAGAUCGCGCGCGCGAUCGCGGGCGUCGCGGUGAUCGCGUGCGCGAUCACAUUCGCGCGGACGAUGGUCGGAAGAGACGCGUCGGGGCGACGGGGGGGGAGGACGCGCGUCGCGCUGGGCGCGGCGUCGGGACGGAGCGCGAGCGGUCGACCGAGGGUGUUCGGGUACGACAUCGUGCGAACGACGGCGCACGACCCGGAUGCGUUUACGCAAGGGUUGACGUUUUGUGGCGACGGGAUGCUGUGCGAGAGCACGGGAGCGACGAGAGGGAAAUCGACGGUUCGCGUGACGGAGGCGGCGAGCGGAGAGCUCUUGGCGCGGGAGGAAAUCGACGACGUGUUCGCGGAGGGAUUGGCGCGCUCGGGGAGCGACGUGCACGUCAUCUCGUGGAAGAGUAAUCGAGGAUUCUCUUACGAGGUCGGCGCGGAGGGGACGCUACGAAAAACGGGGACGUUCACGACGCCGUUGUCCGAUGGGUGGGGCGCCGCGGAGCUCGGAGGCGAGCUCUACGUCACGGACGGAAGUGAUAAGCUUCACGUCCUCACGCUUCCGCGAAAAGACGGUGAUGUAUUGGAGCUGAAGCGUUCGAUGACCAUAACGGACGGCGAUCGACCCGUACGCUUCGCGAACGAGCUGGAGACGGUGGGCGGCGAACUGUACGCGAACAUCCUUGAGCGUCCUUGUCUGGCGAGGAUCGAUCCCUCCACUGGCGUAGUCACCGCAUGGAUCAAUCUAAAAGGCUUGAAAGAAUCACAGCCGAACAAUGGACGAGGUGAUGUUAUGAACGGGAUCGCCUACGACGAGGCGAAUGAUGCGUUACACGUCACCGGAAAGUUAUGGCCCGCGACUUUUGAAGUUAAACUUCUCGAAUCCGCCGUGGACUCUGCGGAGAAUCUUCGAGCGACUCGCGCGAUAUGUUGGCCCCCGAGCUCGUUACCACAGUACGGAUACCCUUAG
This is a messenger RNA of Ostreococcus tauri, 1116 nucleotides long. Its product is annotated as Glutamine cyclotransferase. NCBI's taxonomy places the organism in Eukaryota, Viridiplantae, Chlorophyta, Mamiellophyceae, Mamiellales, Bathycoccaceae. Gene Ontology annotation, molecular function: glutaminyl-peptide cyclotransferase activity. Bases 1 to 1116 code for a protein of 371 amino acids. The record is from RefSeq and is a predicted model, not a curated record. The transcript has a single exon.